AGUGUAAUGAACAAAGAAGUUGGAAAGGUUGAUGAGGUGAAAGUAAUGAGAACAGAAACAGCUCUUGGCCGGACACCUCGAGGUUACUUAUAUCAAGUGAGAUGUUCGGGGGAGACGAAUUCUUUCUGCCCGGGUCCAUAUCAAAGUCAACCUUGGAGUUACACUACUACCGAACGCCCUCGUGGGCCCAGAGGCUCGUCCAGGCUACUCCGGUAGUGUAUUCGAAGAGGCCCAAUCCUGCUUCAACCCAUGCCAAGACCAGGUGCUCCAUCUCCUCCGCAGUGAAUACAGCAUCAAUCAACAAGCGACGCGGAGGAAAUGAAAGCGUCGAUGCAGGCAGUGAAGAUCGCACUAGAGCCACAGAAUCCACCAGGUUUCGUAAAGUGGGCUCAUGUAGAGCAGAAUCUUGUGCUGUUACGCUGUCAACGGCGCCAACGACGUGCGUGUGGGCUUGUCGAGUUUGGGUGGCAUUCCAUGCUCAUGGAGUUGUCAUCGGGAGCAUCGCAGGAACGGAGCCAACGCCCGAGUUGGGACAUGGACUCAUCCCAACUUGAUUGUCUGCGCGCAGGUCGUUGCCCAAAGAGGGCAGCAGAGACUCGAGUGACAGUCUCUUGUGGCAUCGGACAGCUCGACUGGGGACCCCGGGUUCCUGACUAGCCAGGCCCACCCUUUAAUUCGAUCUUUCUUGGCUGGGAAGCUUGAACACAGACAAAUCCCAAGUCUGGA
Molecule: messenger RNA, 726 nt
Organism: Colletotrichum phormii
Lineage: Eukaryota; Fungi; Ascomycota; Sordariomycetes; Glomerellales; Glomerellaceae
Exons: 1
Coding region: 102-554 (150 amino acids)
Source: RefSeq, a predicted model, not a curated record